GUCUGGCAGAGCUAGGGGAGAGCUAUGCAGUCGAAACGUGAAUGUGAGCAAUGGUGUUAGAGGGUGAAUCCAGAGAACAAGGCAGCCCUGGAGGCGUGGGUAAGGGAGACUGGCAUCCGCCUGGUGCAGGUCAACGGGCAAAGGAAGUAUGGCGGACCACCCCCAGGCUGGGUGGGCAGCCUGCCACCUUCAGGGUCCGAGGUGUUUAUCGGACGGCUACCCCAGGACGUGUAUGAGCACCAGCUGAUCUCACUCUUCCAGCGCGUGGGGCGUCUCUAUGAGUUCCGCCUGAUGAUGACCUUCAGUGGCUUGAACCGCGGCUUUGCCUAUGCGCGCUAUAGCUCGCGGCGUGGUGCCCAGGCCGCGAUUGCUAUGCUGUACAACCACCAGCUGCGUCCUUCUUGCCAGCUUCUGGUGUGCCGAAGCACCGAGAAGUGCGAGCUGACAGUAGACGGGCUGCCUCCGAGCUUGAACCGCCAUAUGCUACUGCUGGCCCUACAGCUCCUGGGUCCCUGCCUGCAGGAGACAUUGCUGCUACCCAGCCCGGGGUCAGUGCCCUCUCAAAUUGCGCUGCUCAAGUUCAGCACGCACCGAGCCGCUGCCAUGGCCAAAAAGGCCCUGGUAGAAGGGCAGUCACGCCUUUGUGGAGAACAAGUCGCUGUGGAGUGGCUCAAACCAGAUCUGAAGCAGCACUUCCGCCAGCAGCUUGCAGGCCCCUCACUGCGGUUCCUACGGCCAGAGGGCAGCCAAGUAGCCCAGAGCAGGGACAGGCUAGGGUCCCAAGGGGCUAGGGCUGCUCUGCAGCUACUGUGUCAGCGAAUGAGGCUAGGCAGCCCAAUGUUCCUUACCAAAUGUUUAGGCACGGGUCCUGCUGGCUGGCAUCGCUUUUGGUACCAGGUUGUAAUCCCUGGUCACCCAGUGCCUUUCAGUGGCCUCAUUUGGGUUGUGCUGGCCUCUGAUUGGCAGGAUGGGCAUGAGGUGGCUAAGGAUGCUGUGUCUGCGCAGUUGCUAGAAACACUGAGUGAGUCUAGGACCAGCUUGUGGUCUCCUAGGGCUGAAGCAGGUAUUGUGAUUAAGCAGUGACCCUUCCCCCUCCUCUUAACAGGCAGCCUAAAAGAGUAGGCAGAACCUAUGUCAAUCCCCAGCCCAGCAGGUCUGGGCAGCAACUACUG
Molecule: messenger RNA, 1172 nt
Organism: Phodopus roborovskii (desert hamster)
Lineage: Eukaryota; Metazoa; Chordata; Mammalia; Rodentia; Cricetidae
Product: dead end protein homolog 1-like
Exons: 1
Coding region: 292-1083 (263 amino acids)
Biological process (GO): mRNA stabilization; negative regulation of miRNA-mediated gene silencing; germ cell development
Cellular component (GO): cytoplasm; nucleus
Molecular function (GO): mRNA binding
Source: RefSeq, a predicted model, not a curated record